AUGAGCAGCGUACAUGUUUCGCAAUACGUUGGAUUUCCGUCUGCACAGAUUACAAACCUUAUACUUUUAAUACUUAUUGUAAAAAAAGCAUACAAAAUGUUUGGACAAUAUUGCUACGUAAUGACAAUUUUCACGAUAAAUUCAAUAAUAUUUACAUGGGUUGAGAUGAUGUCCCUGCCGCUUAUGCAUGGUUAUCGUUCACUGUUCAUUCUUAUGAAUGGAAGUUUUCUCAGACACUCAUUGACAUGGGGAUUUCAUCUAAUGUGUCUCUAUGGUGCGUCGUACUCUGUACUGAUUUCUUUACUUGCCACUCAAUUUUUCUACCGAUAUCUAGUCAUUUGCAAGCCAGAGCAUCUUUGUAAGCUAAAUGGUUCGAAGUUGUGUUUACUCUUUGUUCCAACUAUUAUCUUAUUUUUUGUUUGGUAUUUUUCCCUAUUGUUAGGCAUGAGCAAUACAGAUGAUAAAGUUGAAUAUUCAAGGAAAGUUGUUAUGGAGUUUUAUGGAGAAAAUACCUCAAAAACUGCGUUUGUCGCAUUGCAGCUUUGGAGUGUUGACUCAAAUGGAAAAUAUAUAUUUCGCAUUUUUGAUGCAAUCAGCUAUUUGAUUUGUUCGCUUAUAAUUUUCAUAUGUUUUUCAACAAUUUGUUUUUGCACUUCACAAAUUAUGAUGAAACAGAAGAGACAACAACAAUAUAUGAGUGAAAAAACUAAAGAAAUGAAUAAGCAACUGCUUAAAACAAUGAUUUUUCAAACAAUAUUCCCAUUUUUCAUGAUGUACAUAACUGUUGGUGUUGUGUUGACGUUACCUUUAUUUGAAAUUGAACUGGGCAAGCUGGCAAAUAUACCUGGUUCACUGGCAGGCAUUUAUCCUGCUGUAGAACCUUUAUUUGCAAUAUAUUUCGUGAAAGAUUUCAGAAAAACAGUAUUUCGUUGCGGCAAUUACCAAAAUAAAGUCAGCAAUAUUUCUCAAGUCAGAUCAACUAUGUAA
Messenger RNA from Caenorhabditis elegans, 987 nucleotides. It is a transcript of the gene str-138, whose product is annotated as Serpentine receptor class r-10. The record is from RefSeq and is marked reviewed. Gene Ontology annotation, cellular component: ciliary membrane. Gene Ontology annotation, biological process: detection of chemical stimulus involved in sensory perception of smell. NCBI's taxonomy places the organism in Eukaryota, Metazoa, Nematoda, Chromadorea, Rhabditida, Rhabditidae. The transcript is spliced from 5 exons. The coding region runs from base 1 to 987 and encodes 328 amino acids.